This is a messenger RNA of Humulus lupulus (European hop), 2057 nucleotides long. RefSeq names its product pentatricopeptide repeat-containing protein At2g20710, mitochondrial-like. Gene Ontology annotation, molecular function: protein binding. The transcript is spliced from 2 exons. NCBI's taxonomy places the organism in Eukaryota, Viridiplantae, Streptophyta, Magnoliopsida, Rosales, Cannabaceae. The coding region runs from base 165 to 1661 and encodes 498 amino acids. Gene Ontology annotation, cellular component: mitochondrion. The record is from RefSeq and is a predicted model, not a curated record.
AAUAUUUUGACUGAUGUAAUCAAUGAACAUCAGUCUUGCUGUGAAAACAGAAAUUAUCAUGAAACGGCAGCGUUUGUAGGGCUUUUGCUGUUUGUUUGUUCUGUCCUUUACAGUGGUCCACACUCCGGAUCAGCAUCUGUGCUCUUCCGCCAUCGUCAGCCGCAAUGAAGAACUCUGACAUCAACUCUGCACUGAAAUGGUGCUCCCGUUCAAGAACUCGAAACGUCUCGAGUGUUUCUUAUUACUCUACCACCACCACCACAGCUGCAACUACCGAGGAUCGUUUCCGGGAUGGUAAAAUGCGGACUCUGUAUCGUCGAAUAUUGCCCAAUCUACAUUCGGCUUCGAUUGUUCCGGUUCUCGAUCAGUGGAUCGAAGAAGGUCAAAAAGUCAAUAGGUUUGACCUAGUUGGCAUCAUCAACGACCUCAGGCAUUACAAACGCUAUAAUCACGCUCUUGAGGUAUGUAUGUGGAUGUCUGACAAAAGAUAUUAUCCAAUUACACACACUGAUAUUGCAAAUCGGCUGGACCUAAUCUCAAAAGUUCAUGGGAUAAAACAAGCUGAGAAUUAUUUUAACGACAUUCCAAUAGAAUUGAAAGUUGCUGAGGUUUAUAGUGCUCUACUCAACUGCUAUGCGUAUGCCAAACAGGUGGUGGAAGCAGAGGUCAUCAUGCAGCAAAUGAAGGAUUUGGGAUUUACUAUUACAGCAAUGCCGUAUAAUGUUAUGCUCAAUUUGUAUUAUCAAACUGAGAAUCGUGAAAAAAUUGAUUCCCUGAUGCGAGAAAUGGAUGAAAAGGGCAUUCUUUGUAACAAAUUUACGUAUAGCAUCUGGCUCAGUUCAUAUGUAGCAGAUGCCAAUAUGACGGGAAUUGACAAUGUACUAACAAGGAUGUCAUCUGAUUCGGAAGUUACCAUUGAUUGGCUGACUUAUUCUGUUGCAGCAAAUGGAUACAUCAAAGCUGGGCUUGUGGAAAAAUCUUUCGCAAUGCUGAAAAAAUCUGAGGAACUUCUGUUAACUGCCAAGAAUUUGAGUACAGCAUUUGAGUGCCUUCUCACACAAUAUGCAGCCACAGGGAAGAAAGAAGAAGUAUUAAGACUAUGGGAACAUUUUAAAAUGAAGCAUGAAGUGUAUAAUAAGGGAUAUUUAAGCAUGAUAACCUCACUGUUGAAGCUUGACGACAUUGGAAGUGCUGAGAAGAUCUUUGAGGAAUGGGAAUUCAAGAAGGCAAAAUAUGACAUUCGAAUCCCAAACGCCUUAAUCGGUGGUUACUGCAGGAGAGGUCUUCUAGGGCAGGCUAAAACCUUGGUUGAUCGAGUCAUAUCAGAGAAUGAGAAACCAAAUGCAAAAACAUGGAAUCAUUUCACAACAGGUUACAUAAUGCAUAACCAAAUCGACAAGGCAGUUGAAGCACUCAAAGAAGAAAUUUUUGUUGCUGAACCUCCGCAGAAGCCGAGCAAGGAUAAUUUAGUUGCGUGUUUGGAAUUCUUGAAAAGGAAAGGAAAUGUAGAGGAAGCGGAAGAAAUAAUAAGGCUACUUAAGUAUAAGGGUUUCAGUGUCCAUGAAGUUUCGGCAACGGAUGUUGAAAAUGAUAAGAGAAGGGUAAUUAAGAACAGAAAACUACUUAAAGAUAUGAAAGGGCAAAGGGAUGGAAGAAAAUAGAGGAACUUGUGAACUUUAGGAAUCUAAGGAAAUAGAGAAAUUGGUAUUUUGGCAGUAGUUACUCGUUACCAAGGUCCAUGAACCAACGAAGCUCAGAAACCAGAAAAUUACUUGAUCGAACUCACUGACUAAGUACCUGAAAUUGUAUUACUUUGUAAGAUACUUUAAUGUGGAAGCAAAUUAGCUUGCAUUCAGAUCAAGGGUAUAUUCUUUUAUGGGUUUAUCUGGUGAAACUAUUUAUUUAGGAAAAAAAAAAAACUGUUCACUUGGUACACUUAAAUGUUUGGAGCUGUCCUAUUCCUAAGGGCAUUCCCAUGGUGACCAAUAAAGAAUAGAGAUGCUCUCAACACUAACGUAUUUCGAUGGUGGUAAUUGCAAGACGUCUUUCAAUGCUAA